Sodiomyces alkalinus F11 is the source of this 2409-nucleotide messenger RNA. Its product is annotated as glycoside hydrolase. The record is from RefSeq and is a predicted model, not a curated record. Gene Ontology annotation, molecular function: 1,3-beta-glucanosyltransferase activity; glucan endo-1,3-beta-D-glucosidase activity. NCBI's taxonomy places the organism in Eukaryota, Fungi, Ascomycota, Sordariomycetes, Glomerellales, Plectosphaerellaceae. Gene Ontology annotation, cellular component: cell surface; fungal-type cell wall; extracellular region. The transcript has 2 exons. Gene Ontology annotation, biological process: cell wall organization. Bases 1 to 2409 code for a protein of 802 amino acids.
AUGAGUCGGCAUCGAAAUUACGACGACCCAGGCUAUGCCGAAAGGGAGCCUCUCGAUAACAGCAACAGCACUUACCACAACGGCUCCCCAUAUCGAUCUCCUGACCCCAAUCAUUCUUACCGCGACUACGACUACGACUACGACUAUAACGGUCAAUCGUACCAACACCACAACCAGCAGCAACAACAACAACAACAACAACAACAACAACAACAACAGCAUCAUCAUCAUCAGCCUUCGCAACAACCGCAACAACCGCAACACUACGACUCGUACGCUCCUCAAGGCUAUCACUACGAACAACCUGACCCGAGACCUCCGCGUAACGUCGCUGGAAGCCACCCGGAGUCGUCGUUUGACCAGAUACGAGCCGAGCGUCAGUACGCUCGCCAACCAGCCUACAAUCAACCCCGACACUCCCAACAAGCCCAAUACUCUCAAGACUCCCAACAUUCGCAGCCUGGAGCCGCCGGCGCCGCCGCAGGAUACGGAGCCGCCGCUUCGACAGGCCCUCCCCCACCUGCCCACUACAACUACGGCAUUACCCCUGGAGCCGACAACUUUGGUGAGACGGCGUCAGGCGGCAUGGCCGGCAUCGCCUAUAGCGUAGCUGACCAAAACGCCCGGCAAAGCGGCGUUGAUGCCAUGCGCGGCAUGGAUCCCCAACAAUCUUCCUCCCACAGCCAAGGACCCAGCAUGCCUCAGCCCACGUAUGACCAGAGCCCUGCGGCCGGGUAUCACGCUCGGAGCCCUCAUACCAACGCCGGUCCGAACGGUAUUGCUGGCGAAUCGCGGUCGAGUUUGACGUCUUUAGGAGCUGCCGCCAUCCCUCCCGGUGCCGGUACUCCCUCGCGUUCCGCUUUAGGCCACGGCAACGGUGUCCCUCCGGACCCGUACAGCGACGACCCGUACCAGGCUUACUCGACCACCCGCAGCAACGACCCCUACCUGGGCGUCGUGAACCCGAACGAGAUUGUCGACGACGGUGACGAUGGACUUGGAUACCGCCGUCCCCAGCGGUCCUCUCUGCUCAGUCUCUCGCAUAGUGAUCGAGCUAGCAGCACCAACGGGCACGGAGCCUCUGUGGCUGCUGGCGCCGUGGCCGCUGGUGGCAUCGCCGGAGCCAUGGGCGGUUUGGCCGGAAGACCCGGUCAGCCAGGUUACGGGCCCGUCCAUACCGCCAGCGCGCUCGACGUGUCCAAAUUCCCCGGCGACGACGCCGGUGGCCCCGAAAAAUCCGAGUGGCUGGUGAACCGAGAGAAGAGCAGGAAGCGGUGGAAGUGGGUCGCCAUUGGCAUUCUCAUAUUUCUCGUCGUUGGUGCCAUCGUCGGAGGCACGGUUGGCGGCGUGCUGUCGCAAGGCGGCGGCGGAAGCGGGGGUAGCGGCGGCUCGGACAGCAGCGAUGAUGGCGGCCAGUCCGCGGACGAGGACCUCGACCAAAACGGGGACCUCGGUAUCAACUCGCGGGAGAUCAGGGAUCUCAUGAACAACGAGGACCUCCACAGGGUAUUUUACGGGUUCGACUACACGCCGAUCAACGUGCAGUAUCCCGAGUGCCUGCACAACCCGCCAUCGCAGAAUAACAUCACCCGGGACGUUGCUGUUCUUAGUCAGUUGACCAACAUGGUCCGUCUUUAUGGAACCGACUGUAAUCAGACACAGAUGGUCCUUCACGCCAUUGAUCGACUUGAGCUCGACGACAUGAAGGUAUUCAUGGGCGUGUGGAUCGACGGCAACUCCACGACCAACGAGCGGCAGCUCAGUCAGAUGUGGGACAUUCUAGACGAGUACGGAGCCGAUCCCUUUGAGGGCGUCAUUGUCGCCAACGAGAUCCUGUUCCGGCAGCAGAUGACCCUCACGGAGCUCGGAAAUCUUCUCGAUGAGGUGCGCCGGAACAUGACAGACCGUAACAUCGACCUACCCGUAGCCACGUCGGACCUGGGCGACGAUUGGUCCGAAGGCCUGGCCUCUUCGUCCGACUACAUCAUGUCCAACAUUCACCCUUUCUUCGCGCACGUGUCGGCGGAGGAGGCAGCCUCCUGGACCUGGAGUUUCUGGAACAACCACAACAGCGGCAUGUGGAAAUCGGACAACGACAGGAACAUCAUCGCCGAGAUUGGCUGGCCCACCAGCGGCGGCACCAACUGCCCCAACUCGGCAACUUCCUGCCCCGAGGGCACCGGGUCGGUAGCCAGCGUCGAGGGCCUCAACCAGCUUCUCGAGGACUGGGUCUGCCCGGCCAUGGCGAACAGCACGCGCUACUUCUGGUUCUCCGCCUUCGACGAGCCGUGGAAGGCCCUCUUUGACGAACCGGGUAGGGAAUGGGAGAGCAGAUGGGGCUUGAUGGACGUCAAUCGGAAUCUCAAGAGAGGUGUGGAGAUCCCGGACUGCGGCGGAAGGACGGUAUGA